Messenger RNA from Jaculus jaculus (lesser Egyptian jerboa), 1708 nucleotides. It is a transcript of the gene Tmem186, whose product is annotated as transmembrane protein 186. The record is from RefSeq and is a predicted model, not a curated record. Lineage: Eukaryota; Metazoa; Chordata; Mammalia; Rodentia; Dipodidae. Bases 127 to 849 code for a protein of 240 amino acids. Gene Ontology annotation, cellular component: mitochondrion. The transcript has 2 exons.
GAUAACUCCGCUCGAGGGUUCCGGGUCCGCCCUCCUUCCCGCCCCCCGCGCCGCAGGGCACGCCGGGAAGAGCCCUCAGAGUUCCCUCGAUGCUUGGUACUCAACCGCUGGACUUCAACUCCCAGGAUGCAAUGCUCGUUACGCGUGGCUCCCGCGCAUGCGCUCUUGGAAUUCCCGAAGGCGGAUGGGCUUAACUUCUGGCGGCAGGUGACGGGGCUCAUGGCUGCCUUCCUUCGAGUUGUGUCAAGGUUGCGGGGGCCAGUCCCAAGGGGAAGGCCUCUUCAUGGACUAUGGUGCUUCAGUGGGCAGAAGUGGGUGGGGAGCAGAUCUCCCACACCAAAGGAGAAGCCACUGGACACCGAGGCAGAGAGAUUCCACAUGGUCUAUCGUUUUAAGGCCAUUAGAGUCUUUGGGUACCUGUCUCGGCUGAAGUUGGCACAGACAGCCCUGACAGUGAUAUUCCUGCCACCGGGAUACUACUGGUAUUCACAGGGCCUCGUGACAUUCCACUCGCUGUGCCUCCUGGGUGGGACAUCUUGCUUUGCCCUGGCCAUGCUGUGCUGGAUGAGCUCCUUUUUCCAGAAGCUGGUGGGCAUCUUGUACGUGAAUGAAUCAGGCACGGUGCUGCGAGUGGCCCACCUAACCUUCUGGGGGUGGCGGCGAGACACAUACUGUCCCGUGGCAGAUGUGAUACCCCUGUCAGAAUCCAAGGACUGGGCCCAGGAUGUGUUCAUGCGGAUCCAGCAGUACAGCGGCCAGCACACCUUCUACCUCUCCCUGCGCUAUGGCCAUGUCGUGGACAGAGCGCGCUUCUCACAGGUGUUUGGGAACCUGGCCGAGCUCAAGUGAACAGUGGGUUGCCAGGCUUCUCUCAUAGCCCCAGGCACAUCUACAUCUCUGACAAGAAGGCUGACUGGAAGGCCACUUGUGUGGAUGGGGAAGAAGCUAAAUAAUCAUGCUUAGGAAAAGAACCUUAGUACAUGGGGCAUCCAGUAAGACAGUGGCUAGCAGUUUCUGUGCAGAGGCCGCUCAUGGAGGGAGCUGUUCCAGGUUCACUGAGGCAGCCCACCACUGUGAAGCUGGAAGGCCGAAGGGACAGUAGCAGGACGUGGAUCAUGGCUUCUGGAGAUUAGAGUUCUGCCAGCCCUCAGCAACAAGGCCUGGGACAGGUUAUCUUGGUUGGAUGCAAAGUCUGGCCUAUCAGUGAGGAUGAAUGUGAAAAUCAGAGCUGAGGCUGAGGGUGUAGCUCAGUGAUAGAGCUCUUGUCUACCAUGUGUGAGGUCCCAGGUUCCAUCCCCAGUGCCCACAAGCCAGCACAACCACUGCCUGCCAAGUGCUUUGCAAGGUCAGCAGUCCAGAGUGCAUGGCAAACUGUUGAUCUACACGUAGGGCACAGAGGAAGGCUUCCACCUGAGCUGCACUCAGGUUCAGCAGCAGAAGGGACUGAGCUGGAGCCUGGGGUGGACUCAUUUCAGUGCAUCAGCACCCGGCGGAUGUCCAGGGGCUCUCGUGUUGGAGACCUUCGAGUGUCGUGAAGCCAGAGGGCCUCUUCUGCUGUGCUGUUCCAUCGCGAGGCUGCUGUGAACAGUCGACAUUGUAAGGAGGAAGGAAGGGCGGUCGCUGUGAUUUUGCUGCUCCGAAGUCAUCAUGUUCUGUGUUGUAGCCCUCUGGUCAUUUUUCAUAGUAAUAAAAUGUGCGUAGAAACUCA